AUGCCUCACGUCAGGAAUCCAAUCCUUCCCGGGUUCAACCCGGACCCCUCGAUAUUGAGAGUCGGAGAUGAUUACUUCAUUGCGACGUCAACCUUUGAAUGGUUUCCCGGCGUCCAAAUCCACCACUCCAAAGACCUGGCGAACUGGGAGCUCGUCACGAGGCCCCUGAGCCGCAAGAGCCAGCUCGACAUGCGCGGCGACCCGGACAGCUGCGGCGUCUGGGCCCCCUGCCUCUCCCACGACGGCGACACAUUCUGGCUCGUCUUCACCGACGUCAAACGCAAGGACGGCUCCUUCAAGGACACCCACAACUACAUCGUCAGCGCGCCGGCCAUCGAGGGCCCCUGGUCGGACCCGUUCUACAUCAACUCGUCCGGCUUCGACCCGUCCCUGUUCCACGACGAUGACGGCCGCAAGUGGUUCGUCAACAUGAUGUGGGACCACCGCCGCCGCUUCCACGCCUUCACCGGCAUCGUCCUCCAGGAGUUUGACCCGCACGCCGGAAAGCUCGUCGGCCCCAAGAAGAACAUUUUCCGUGGGACAGAACUGGCCCUCGUGGAGGGCCCGCACCUGUAUAAGCGGAACGGGUGGUACUACCUCCUGACCGCCGAGGGUGGCACCGCGUACGAGCACGCCUGCACCCUCGCUCGCUCCCGCACUCUCUGGGGGCCCUACGAGCUCCACCCGCAAAAGUACGUCAUCACAUCAAAGGACGCGCCCGAUGCGGCGCUUCAGCGCGCGGGGCACGGCGACAUUGUGGACACGCCCGAUGGCAAGACGUAUAUGGUCCACCUGACGGGCCGUCCCACGACGGAGAAGCGGCGUUGCGUUCUCGGACGCGAGACAGCGAUCCAAGAAGCAUACUGGGGCGACGACGACUGGCUCUACGUCAAGAACGGGCCCGUACCGUCUCUGUACGUCAAUGUUCCGGGGACCAGAGACGACACGUCGUACUGGGCGGAGAAGAGAUACACCUUUGAGAACGGGCUGCCCAAGGACUUCCAGUGGCUUCGAACGCCGGAACCUGAGCGAAUCUUCUCGACCGAGAGCGGGAAGCUCACACUCAUCGGGAGGGAGUCCAUCGGAUCCUGGUUCGAGCAGGCGCUCGUCGCUCGCAGGCAGACGCACUUCUCCUACGACGCCGAGACCACUGUAGACUUUGCCCCCACCGACGAGCGCGAGUUCGCGGGCCUGACGGCGUAUUACUGCCGCUACAACUUCUUCUAUCUGACCGUCACGGCCCACGAGGACGGCAAGCGCGAGCUGCUGAUUCAGAGCUCCGAGGCCUCUUGGCCCGACAGCGACCUCACGACGCCGUUGGCCGAGUCGGUUGCGCUGCCGAACGCAGGCAAGGUGAAACUGGCGUUGCAGAUUCGCGGACCAAGCCUUCAGUUCUACUAUGCCCUCGAGGGCGAGGAGUUGAGGGCCGUCGGUCCGGUCUACGAUGCGUCUAUCCUCUCGGAUGAGUGUGGUGGGCAUCAGGCGCAUGGCAGCUUCACGGGUGCCUUUGUUGGUGUGGCUGCUUCUGAUCUCAACGGCACCGCGAGACGUGCGACUUUUGAUUAUUUCACAUAUCGACCUGUUCUUGAUGAGACCGACCGUUAUGAUGCUUAA
Molecule: messenger RNA, 1614 nt
Organism: Colletotrichum orchidophilum
Lineage: Eukaryota; Fungi; Ascomycota; Sordariomycetes; Glomerellales; Glomerellaceae
Product: glycosyl hydrolase family 43
Exons: 1
Coding region: 1-1614 (537 amino acids)
Biological process (GO): carbohydrate metabolic process
Molecular function (GO): hydrolase activity, hydrolyzing O-glycosyl compounds
Source: RefSeq, a predicted model, not a curated record